Molecule: messenger RNA, 699 nt
Organism: Prunus armeniaca (apricot)
Lineage: Eukaryota; Viridiplantae; Streptophyta; Magnoliopsida; Rosales; Rosaceae
Source: the annotation of a GenBank genome assembly
AUGAAGGAAGGCUCACCUAGUAGCGAUUGUAAGCAAGUUCGGUUCUCUAAGCGGUUUCAAACCGAGGAAGCUUGCGAGCUUGAGGCCAACUCUGAUGCUGUCCCGAAUGCAGAUCUAAUGGAAGACCUUGAGAAGAUGUGGUGGUUUCUCAUGGUGAUAAAGGACCCAGUAUCCAAUUCUCUGAGCGAGCAAUGGAUCGCAUCUCAGAAAUGGAGUUUGAAAGGUGGUUGGAAGCUAGUGAAUUUGGGUCCUUGGAUUGUUGCUGAACAGUAUCUGGUUUUACAGAAGUGGAUGCCUGGGUUUUAUCCAGUGACUGCGCAUAUCACUCGAAUGGCAGCUUGGAUCAGAGUUUCAGCUAUUCAACUGGAGUGCUUCGAUGUUUGGGCUUUGAAGAGGAUUGGGAAUUUGUUGGGUAAGUUGCUUAAGAUUGAUGCUCUGACUACUGCUCAAAAUAAGGGUAAAUUUGCCCGGCUUUGUGUGGAAUUGGACCUCACGAAACCUCUUGAGGCUUUUAUUCAAAUUAACCAAGUGUGGUAUAACAUAGAGUAUGAAGGUCUCCCAGAUAUUUGUUAUUUGUGUGGCCAUUAUGGGCAUAAGAGGGAGCAUUGUACUUUGAAAGAGAAGUUUGCCUCAAACAGACCUGGGGCAGAGUCAUCUGCUGCUGGUCUGGAGGUGGGUGCAAAUUUUGUUAUGGGUUAG